Messenger RNA from Thermothielavioides terrestris NRRL 8126, 2565 nucleotides. RefSeq lists its product as uncharacterized. The record is from RefSeq and is a predicted model, not a curated record. The transcript is spliced from 5 exons. NCBI's taxonomy places the organism in Eukaryota, Fungi, Ascomycota, Sordariomycetes, Sordariales, Chaetomiaceae. The annotation marks the transcript as partial. Gene Ontology annotation, molecular function: FAD binding.
GGCCCAUCUCUCGGACGCCGCACUGACGUCUCUCCCGCCAUGCAGAUCCUCGACCAGCUCGGAGUCUGGCAGAAAGUUGAUGAGGCAUCUGAAGGACUCAAGGUCAUGUACACACGCGACGCCAAGGGCCGCCUCAUCUGCAAACCGGAGCGCAGCCCGCUCCUGUCUUAUGCAAGAUUUGGGUAUUUCGUCGCCUGGGGCGAGCGCCAAAAUCUGCUGCGCAUCUUGUUUGAAAACCUCAGGGAUCCCAGUAAGGUCCUCGUUGCCAAGGACCUCGUCGACAUCCAACACGAUGCCGAGGGCGUCACCGCUGUUUGUGCCGACGGCUCGUCAUUCCGAGGCGAUAUCUUGGUAGGCGCCGACGGCGUGUUCAGCAGAACGCGCAGCAAGAUGUGGGAGAUGGCCGAGCCGGCGAACCCCGACCUAGUCAAAAAAGAGAGAGAUUGCUUAAUUUCAGAGUACAACUGCCUGUUCGGCAUUGCCAAGGGCGUCGCCUGCGAGCAGCUCCAGCCCGGUGAUUUGCAGGGUGGCCAUAAUCCCGGCCGGUGCAUCUUUGUCAUCGGAGCCGAAGGGGGCAAGGUGUAUUGGUUUGCCCAGGAGCGCCUGCCCCAGACAUACCGCUUGGGCAACAUCCCGCGAUACACGGACGAUGACGCGAGGGCCUUCGUUGCCCGCAACGGCGACCUCGUCAUGAUCCCGCGCCCCCACGGGCUCACGCUUGCCGACCUCUGGGAGAAGACUGUGUCUUUCCGCCUGGUCGCCGUCGAGGAGGCCAAGUUCAAGCUCUGGCACUGGGGCCGCAUCGUCUGUGCGGGCGACAGCAUCCAUAAGAGCACCCCCAACCUGGGCGUCGGCGGGAACGCGGCCGUCGAGAGCGCCGCAGCCCUGGCCAACGGGAUCAAGCGCCUCGCCGACACCUGGGCUGCCACCGGUCGGCGGCCCUCGCAGGAGGAAGUCGAGCACAUGCUGGCCGAGUACCAAAAGCAGCGCGAGGUGCGGGCCGCCGCCGGCGUUGAUUCCUCGGGGCUGCUGACCCGGGCCCAAAACUUGCAAGGCUGGACCAGCCGCCUGUUCGUCAAAUUUGCGCUGCCGCAUUUUUCCGAGUUCAUCGCCGACCUGACAGGCGACGCCUUGGUCGGCGCCACCAAGCUCGACUUUCUGCCGCUGCCCAUGGUCUCGCUGACCGGCACCCGGCCCUUCAACCCGACCCAGGGCGAGGGACUCCAGGAGAGCAAGCUCAAGCGCGCGCUUUUCGCGCUGCCCCUGCUUUCGCUCUGCUUCGUCGCCAUGUUCGUCAUGAACGCGACCCCGGCGCUGGACUGGGCAUAUCCUCUCCGCGACAGCGGCAAGUUUGACCUCGGCUCGGGCUCCGUCCCCAUCCUCCGCUCCUUCUACGGCAUCCGCGGCUUCGACGACUUCGUCGCGCUGAUCAACACCUUCUUCUUCCCCGCCGUGUACGGCACGGACCCGGUCUCGCGCCGGCAGGCCAUCUCCUUCCUGGCCGACCUCGCCGUGCUGCUGACCAUCUGGCUCCUCGAAUCCACCCGCCGCGAGAACCUGUUCACCCCCAUGCAGUUGCCCAACCUCUUCGCCCUCCUCGGCCAGGGCCUCGGCAUCGGCGUCGUCGCCCCGGUCUACUGCUUCCUGCACUACGUCCUGACCCCCGUCGAGAAGUUCUCCGCGCUCGACCAGCGCCUGACCAACCUGCGCUGGUCGCGCGCCGUGCUGCCGGCAGUGGCGGCCGCGUUCGCCGCGCCCUUCUGCGCAACCGUCUUCUGGCCGGCGGGCGACCAACCCAUCAGCGGCGGCAGCGGCGGAGGAGGAGGCGGCCUGCUGGCCCGCCAGCGCUGGCUGUUCGUCUGGCAGCUCUACCCGGUGUGGCUGGCGCUCGCGCUGUGGGCCGGCUCCAGGCUCUCCCGGGACACGAUGCGCGACGACAAGGUGUACCGGCCGCUGAGGGAUCUGCCGGUCCUCCGGGCGUCCGUGGGCGCGGCGAGUGUGUGCGCCGCGGGCGUGUGGUGGUGGGUGUGCCUUGGCGGCGGGGAGGCGUACGGGUACGGGGUGCGCAAGGUGUUUGUGCCGGCUGCGGUGCCGCGGCACUUGGGCUCGCUGACGGAGUUCACGCGCGAGUUUCUGAAGUGGGACGAGGUCUUUGGGUUUGGGUCGCACCUGGUGUGGCUGGCGUACCUGUUUGGCGAUCUGGCGGAGGCGGGUAUGUUGCCUGAGGGCUGGCUGACGGCGUUGGGAAUGGGCCUGGUGAGCCUGCUGGCGGUUGGGCCCGGGGCGACGCUGGGGCUGGGCUGGCUGUGGCGCGAACAUAUCCUGGCUACACGGCGGCACAAAGAGGCGCUGACCCCGGAGAGCGUCGUCAGACUGCAUGGAAUUCCACCCGUGGAAACGAGACGCGACAGGGGAGAGGUACGCAGCAGUGGUGACGGACAAGGGGCGCAUCUAGAGUAAAGCAUAGCAACAGCAACAGAACAGCGCGGUGAUUUGGAAGGCUGUAGCCAAGAUUCCUUGGUGCCCACACUCUUGAACACAUGGCCCAGUGUCGAAGGCUUGGUG